AUGUCUUCUACUACCAUGAUCGCCAACCGUACCUCCAUCAUCCCCGCCAACCGCUCCGUCGUCCGCCACAAGCUAGGCGUAGAUAUGACCAUCACAGCCGGCGGAGAGGUUACCGGUUUCGAGCUCACAGACGCUACAAACAAGACCCUUAUUUGGACUGGCUGCGCCAGCACGGUCAAGAUUAGUUGGAACAAUUAUGGAGUAAAAGACGUCGCAAACCAAUAUCGGGAUCUUCUCAGCUACCUGCAGACGUUCACGAAAGUUUCUUAUUACACUUGCCCAGAAGUGCAUGACUUGCGCUGUACCGUCAAUAUCACCUUCGAGAACAGCGACCAAGCCACGAUGGCAGUCAAAGACCUCGCGCACCACUAUUCGGAGUACCUCCUUUGUGAUCAGGCCUUCGAGGCCCGUGUUGGAGUACCCUACGACCAGAUGAGUACGAUCUCUAAGAAAUUCAACGAACUUCAUGUCCUCGCCCUCCGCGACAGAGUGACCACCGAGGUCCAGCGAUCAGAGACCAUGGCCACUAUCACCAUUACCGGCUACAACAGACUGGCUGUGACCAACAUGAAGAGACAGCUUGCGGAGCUCAUUGAGCAAAGCACCAUCCUCGACACCACUACCAUUCGCGCUCCCGAGAUCCAGUUAGAACGUACUUGCAUGGCCUGCUUUGACAUCCUCAAACGGCCCGUUCUGCCAUCUUGCGGACAUCAAUCACUUUUCUGCGCCGAGUGCCUGCUCGAGACAUACAGAGCCAACCACAAGAAGGGGCCUCUCCGCUGCACCGAGCAGAACGACAACGGAGAGUUAUGCAGCCAGCCUAUCGACCUCGAGUGUCUCGCCAACAACCUACCUCCAGCACUCUUUGAGGAUUUUCUCGACCUGGCCGCUAACGCCUUCGUGGCACGCAACCCUAAUCUUGUACGCCACUGCCCCACACCAGGGUGCCGCCAAGUGUACCAGCCAACUCCUAAGACCGAAGGCUCCAUGGGCACACCAAAGACAUGCCCGGAUUGUCUGGUGCGUCUCUGCACCACGUGCGGCCACCAACAUGACAACGACAGUCCCUGUGAGUCCAUGAUAGACACAGAUCUCGAACAGGCCAAAAAAGACCUUGAGGCCAGAGAUUGCCCCGGAUGCUCAACUCCGAUAGUCCGAUAUGAGGGUUGUAACAAGGUUGAAUGCCCAGGAUGCGGUACUUUCAUCUGUUGGUCAUGCAUGAAAACGUACACCACCGCCCUUGCAGCCUACAACCAUAUGGUAAAGGAUCACGGCACCGUCGGCGAGGGAUAUAUUGCCUUCGACGACAACGGCGAUCCCAUCCUGCCUGAAGAUGAGCGAAUCGAGAAUGAGCUUGCAGAACUCCAAUUCCCCGUCGACGACGAAGAUCUCGAGCCCGCACAAGACGACGGAAGGGAUAGGGGUGAGGGGCGUAUGGAGGCGCGCGUCGAAAAACAACAACCACAACAAGAACGACCGCUCGCUCAGGAUCUUCCCGUCGGCCAAAGCUGGUGGUAG
Molecule: messenger RNA, 1518 nt
Organism: Colletotrichum siamense
Lineage: Eukaryota; Fungi; Ascomycota; Sordariomycetes; Glomerellales; Glomerellaceae
Product: ATP-dependent RNA helicase DEAH11
Exons: 1
Coding region: 1-1518 (505 amino acids)
Biological process (GO): proteasome-mediated ubiquitin-dependent protein catabolic process; protein linear polyubiquitination
Cellular component (GO): ubiquitin ligase complex
Molecular function (GO): ubiquitin-protein transferase activity; ubiquitin binding; zinc ion binding
Source: RefSeq, a predicted model, not a curated record